Molecule: messenger RNA, 4086 nt
Organism: Hippoglossus stenolepis (Pacific halibut)
Lineage: Eukaryota; Metazoa; Chordata; Actinopteri; Pleuronectiformes; Pleuronectidae
Product: sodium- and chloride-dependent GABA transporter 2-like
Exons: 15
Coding region: 219-2003 (594 amino acids)
Biological process (GO): sodium ion transmembrane transport
Cellular component (GO): membrane
Source: RefSeq, a predicted model, not a curated record
UUUCUCUCUCCCUCAUUGUCACACAAGCACAGCUCUCUCAAACCUCUACUCAUGGACUCACUCAUGGUCAGAGACAGGAAGAGCACUUGUCCCGGAGAGACUGUGGGAUCUACACUUGUAUUUUUCCCAAAAGGCAGCAGAUGAAUUCCACCUAGAGCUAAAUGGAAGCCUAACACAGAACCACAGACAACUGUCGUGAGGCUAUCUUUGUCAGUGCGAUGGAUGAGGCCCACAGUUCACAGGUCAAGUUAAGGCUGAACAAGGCUCCAGCUCAGCCUACAUCCAUCACCACGCCCCGAGGAGAGUGGUCGAGCAAACUUGAGUUCCUCUUGGCUGUUGCAGGACAAAUCAUUGGCCUGGGAAAUGUUUGGAGAUUUCCUUACCUGUGCUACAAAAAUGGCGGAGGUGUGUUCUUCAUCCCGUAUAUACUCUUUUUUAUUACCUGUGGCAUCCCCCUGUUUCUGCUGGAGACCUCUCUUGGCCAGUACACCAAACAGGGGGGUAUUACCUGCUGGAAGAAAAUCUGUCCCCUGUUUGAAGGGAUAGGUUAUGGCAGUCAUAUAGUUGUUUUGUACUCUAGCAUUUAUUACAUCAUCAUCCUGGCCUGGGCCUUCCUGUAUCUGUUCUCCUCCUUUAACUCUGAGCUGCCUUGGGCGAGUUGCAGAAACAGUUGGAACACAGCGACGUGUGUGGAGUUCGAUAGAAAAGUUGAUUCUUACAACUGGACUGUGCCAGAAAAUGCAACGUCACCUGUGAGAGAGUUUUGGGAGAGAAGAGUUUUGAAUCUCUCCGGAAGCAUCAAUGAAUUGGGCAGCAUACGAUGGGAGUUAGCUCUGUGCCUUCUGUUGUCCUGGAUCAUCUGUUACUUCUGUGUCUGGAAGGGAGUGAAGUCCACGGGGAAGGUGGUUUACUUCACUGCUACGUUUCCAUAUUUGAUGAUGAUAGCGUUGCUUAUUCGUGGAGUCACGUUGCCUGGGGCCAUAGACGGGAUCAAAUACUACCUUUACCCAGAUCCAUCCCGCCUCACUGAUCCACAGGUGUGGAUGGAUGCUGGCACGCAGAUAUUUUAUUCUUAUGCUAUUUGCAUCGGAUGUCUAAUUGCACUUGGCAGUUAUAAUAAGUACGACAAUAACUGCUACAAGGACUGUGUAUAUUUGUGCCUUCUGAACAGUGGGACCAGUUUUGUUGCAGGCUUUGCCAUCUUCUCUGCACUUGGAUUCAUGGCAUAUGAGCAAAACACACACAUAUCACUAGUGGCAGAGUCAGGUCCUGGCCUAGCGUUCAUUGCCUAUCCUCGAGCAGUCGCCAUGAUGCCUUUUCCUCAGCUCUGGUCGUUAUUUUUUUUCAUAAUGGUCAUCCUCCUGGGUCUGGACAGUGAGUUCGUAGGUCUGGAAGCUCUCGUGACAGGAAUUUCCGACAUAAAUCCGGCCUUCUUCCACGUUGGUCACCGACGCAAACUUCUGCUGCUUGCUAUCAGUGUUGUCAGUUUCUUAAUUGGCCUUGUGAUGGUGACAGAUGGUGGACUGUACAUCUUUCAGUUGUUUGACUACUAUGCCUGCAGUGGGAUGACUCUGCUCCUCUUUGCCAUAUUGCAGUCUGUCAGUGUUGGAUGGGUGUAUGGUGCAGACCGUUUUUUUGGAAACAUUGAGGACAUGAUUGGAUACAAGCCUCUGCCUCUGAUUAAGUACUGUUUGAAAUAUGUCACUCCAGUUGUCUGCAUUGGAACAUUUAUUUUCUCUUUAAUCAAACACACUCCUUUGAAGUUCAACAACACCAUCGAGUAUCCAUGGUGGGGUUAUGCUCUUGGCUGGUGGUUCACUCUCUCCUCUACACUCAUGGUUCCCAUCUGGAUGGUGUACAAUCUGAGCAUAACUCCUGGUACACUACGACAGAGGAUCUCCAUCUUGUGUACUCCAGCUGACGACCUUCCUCUGGCCAUCUCAGAGAAAAAAGCUCUGGAACUGCUCGACCUGAGUUCCCCUCCUGACAGCAUGAUGUCCUAGUGAGAAGAGACAAACUGGAGCAGCUUCACUCAACACUUUGAGAUAUAAGGGAAGGUUCCUCCUCUUUUUUCCCGAUGAGAUCUUUACAUCUAUUAAUUUAGCAGAGAAGGCUGCAGACAAAAGUGCUGUCUACUUCCUGAAGGAGCCACCAGGACGUCCCAAUGUUAUGUUUCUGACCAGAGUACUGCCACUGUUCAGACAGGCAGGAAACGUAUGACAUCACAAGUUUGUAUUCUUGUUAAUCAUUGUUACAUUAUUCUUAUUCUUAUAUUAGUAAGAUGGUCAGAAACAGAUAUCAGUGGUGGCAAAGGCCAAAAGACACACCCACUCCAAGUAUCACCCACAAUAAGACACGCCCCCUACAAGUAACGGCCACCAAAAGGCACGCCCACUCUAUGAUAUAAUUGGAUGUUAACCCAAUCACUAAUUAGUGGGUGUUGCUGCUGUAUGUCAACGCUACAACACGCAAGCUGUGUAUGAAAUACUGCGCCAGGCAAUAUAUGUAGACAGGGGAGCUGUGGUGUGUUUGGAUAAAAACAUUUUUUACAUUUACAUCAUUUUUUUUUUCAAAAUUUAUAUAUAUGAUAAAUGUGAAGUACAACAAGGUCACUAACAUGAACUGAAUUGGUUUUGUGGUGGAAAACAAUUCAUUGUCAUCAGGAACUGUAAACUCAGGUGUCAAGGAUGGAUUUGAGCAAAAUCAAAUAGCGAGACCCUGGCUAUAUCCUCUUUUCAUUUUUCUAUAGCAGUGGAACGAUAUUUUAUAUUAUAGAGACAAAUCAAUAUAUAAGAUAAGAUUUGCUGAGUUAGGUGAAAUUCUGAUGUUACAGCAGGUUAAGAUAUUUACCUUUCAUGGUUACGGUAGAAAAAGAAUGGAAUAUAAGUAUAAUAGAUUCUUUAGUGUAAUUCAAUCAUUAGUAGCUUAUGAAUAGAGUAAAAUAAUAAAAUAUUACUGUUCUGUUAGUGUUAUAAAUAUAAUAAUAUAUUAAAUGGUAGAGUACUAUUAGUGACUAAUGUAUGUAAUGCAGUCUAGUCUUCUGUGAGUUACAUGGAACCCAUAUUGGCGUAGGGUCCAGCCGCCAAUGCAGUGUCUACAUAUACUGUAUAUUCCUGUAGUAAGGGUUCUUUUGGAUGAUUCAGAAAAGUAGCAAACAUUCCCCCUGUGUCGCAGUCUGGAGGCAGACCCUUUGUGAUCAAAGCAGCGAGGUUAGCUGCUGUGAUGGUACCUCAUUAAAAAAGCUCCUACUGUCACUGAAGAAAGGAACUCAAAUUCUGGGCCGUCAGCAAAGGAAGUUGCUCCCUGUGAAAUUUGAGAAAUGGAAAAUCAACAGGCUUAGAGUUGACAUGUACUGUAGGGCUCACCCACCCAAGCACAGCCUGAGACCGUGGAUCAUAUUUACUUCUGGUGCCUUAACAUAACAGUAUCCACAAGUUGGCAGUGAAUGUCAGCCAGCUAGCAUUAAUAUAGCCUUGUGUAGCCAGAACCUUUCUUCAUACACAGAUACAGAUCAAACAUAAUACAAGACAGAUGAUUGCACACUUCACUUUUUAGCUGUUGAUUUACUGCAUAUAUUUUAAUCUUGGCUCAUUCCAAAACUUUACUCACUAAUUCAUAUUUUUUUAAAGUGUCACCAACAUUUUGCAAACGUCAUAUUGUUUAAACAUUAAUGGCAAACGUUGAUCCUUAAACUCUUUUUUUUUUAUUUCCUACACUGAACAUGGUUGAUAACGAGUGGCGUCGUGAUGAUGGAAGGAACCAAAUGCAAUAGAGAAACUCAGUGUUGGCGCUAACAGUCAGAACCACAGAGAGAUUAUAUUUUUUAACAAGAGUUAAACAGAUUGUAUUUUUACCUUAGUUUUAAGCUUGCUUAAUUCUACUUUUUAUACAGAAUACUCAUUUAUGAAUUUUACAAGUUAAUGUUUGUAUAAUUUUUAUAAUAUACAGCAUGUCAUUGUUGAAAUAUGUGCCAAUAGUUCGUUGUGUCACACAAAGAUGCUCUAAUGUGACAUGUUUCCCAUUUAAGGAUCAAUCAAUAUAAUUUUUGAAUGAAGAGCGUCUUGAUUAAAAAAUAUACCCCUUGCA